Molecule: messenger RNA, 1587 nt
Organism: Conger conger (European conger)
Lineage: Eukaryota; Metazoa; Chordata; Actinopteri; Anguilliformes; Congridae
Product: GTPase HRas-like
Exons: 6
Coding region: 343-927 (194 amino acids)
Biological process (GO): Ras protein signal transduction
Cellular component (GO): plasma membrane
Molecular function (GO): GDP binding; GTPase activity; GTP binding
Source: RefSeq, a predicted model, not a curated record
UCGUGUAGGACUGGGCGUGGGCUGCUGCGAUUCUACAAUCGAGCUGCUUUUUUUUCUAUACCGUGUUGAAAUCAUUACGUCCUGACCUCACCGGGAGCAAGUGGUAAAUGUAUAGUGGCCGGCGGAUUUUCCCGUGAAAGUAUUGCAGGAAACUGUUAAAAAAAUAGUCUUUAUCGUUUUAAAACGAGUUCUGGGCGUGCGGCGGACUGGAACACGAUUUGUGGAUUUUUUUUCUUGCUUGCCUUGCUUAACGUUAUUGACUACAUUGUCUGUCCCCCCGAGGAACACAUCGCCGUUGCUAAUUAGGAGACGCUGUUUGUUCGGCCGACGGGGGCUCAGACCAUGACGGAGUACAAGCUGGUGGUGGUGGGGGCAGGAGGCGUGGGCAAGAGCGCUCUCACCAUCCAGCUCAUCCAGAACCACUUUGUGGAUGAAUACGACCCACCAUCGAGUCCCGCCCCCUUGCAGGACUCGUACAGGAAGCAGGUGGUGAUUGACGGGGAGACGUGUCUGCUGGACAUCCUGGACACGGCAGGUCAGGAGGAGUACAGCGCCAUGCGUGACCAGUACAUGCGGACCGGAGAGGGCUUCCUCUGCGUGUUCGCCAUCAACAACACAAAGUCCUUCGAAGACAUUCACCAGUACAGGGAGCAGAUCAAGCGGGUGAAGGACUCUGAUGACGUCCCCAUGGUGCUGGUGGGGAACAAGUGUGACCUCCCGGCUCGGACCGUGGAGACGCGGCAAGCCCAGGACCUCGCCCGGAGCUACGGCAUCCCCUGCAUCGAGACCUCGGCCAAGACCCGGCAGGGCGUUGAGGAUGCGUUCUACACCCUGGUGCGUGAGAUCCGGCAGCACAAGCUGAGGAAGCUGAACCCGCCGGACGACAGCGGGCAGGACUGCCUGCGGUGCCGCUGCGUGGUGUCGUGACCCAGCUCUCAGACCAGGGGCCAGGGCAGUCUUACGGAGCCGUGCGGCAGAAUGGACCAGACGGGGGAGGGAGGGGGGAGGGGGGACUGCGAACAACAACAACAACAACAACAACAACAGAAGAAGAAGGACAAAAUAAAUCAGCAAGGCCUCAGAUCCACCCUGAGACAUUGGAGGGAGGCUUCCUUGCUUGUGUGAAGAUGCCCCCAGUUGAAGUCCAUCUGCCAGAUGCACACUACUAAUGACUUUUAUGAAAAAAAAAAAAAAAAAAAAAGACAAAAAAAAAAAAACUCUUCCCCUUCCUGUGUGCUAACACUGGACUAUUAUUAUUAUUAUUAUUAUUAUUAUCAUUAUGAAUCUUAACCUAAGUUAUUGUUUUACGGUCUUCACACUGGUCUUAUAUGGACAGUGCCACCCGGUGGUCAUCCUCCUCACUACGCCCUCGCUGACGGCUCCAUAACCAAGAGACUGGACAACAGCAGCAGUGAGGCCCCGCCUCACCCCUCCGAAAAGAGGCUUUGGCCUCCCCUCCCCUCUCCCUCCCUCACUCUGGCGGUGCCCUGAGGGGAACAGCGCUGUAAUAUUUUCAUGUCGCACAAAAUAAGCCAGAGCAGUUUUGUGAUUUGGUGUUUCUUAAUUAUAAUUUUUUGUUAAAUCAUA